AUGUCAGUGGCCGACAGAAAUGCUGUCGGCGAUGACAAGAAAACAGCUUUUUGUGAGGACAGCACCGACAGUGAUAAUGAUACGGAAAGGAAGCCUCUGCUGCGGAGGAUAUCAACCAGCAAGUGCGUCGGUAGGCUGCCGGUGGUCAAGGAGGGUUACCUGAUGAAGCAGACGCACAGCUUCCAGCGAUGGCAGCGCCGCUACUUCAAGCUGCGCGGGCGCGCGCUCUACUACGCCAAGAAGAAGGACGUGAGCAAGUCGUUCACGCUGACCAUCACGAUAUCGACGACGCCGCCGCAGGUCACCACCUACAACAAGGCAAUCAAGGUCACAGUGGAUGGGCCCAGGGAACCACGGUCCAAAACCAGGCAGCAGCAGCAGUUCCACUUCGCCUUCGGCCAGCGGCCGUUCCCGUUCCCCCCGGACCCGCUGGGAGGGUUCCGGAUGCCGCCCAUCACUACCUGUCAAAACAUGAGCCAGUUCGGCUUGAGUUCGAGCAACUCGCACUGGGGCUACGGCGGCGCGGGCGCAUACCCGGCGUACUUGCCGUCUUGUGCAGCGCCUGCGGCUUCCCAGUUCAAUCCCCCAGCGCUGGGAUUCACGGGAACAGUUCCUGAGCAGACGCCCACGCAGGAUUUUACUGCGAAUAAUACUGUUCUACCAGACACGACAGGCGUGGACCUGGACCAACAGUUAUCAGGGCUGGUGGGGUCAUCGCCCUCGCACCACGGCACCCUCCUACCACGGUACAACAACAACGCAGACUACAGUCUCUCCACAGGCCCUCGAUCGCUAAGCGAUAAUAGUUCACAGCCCGAAUCGCCAGUUCAGGAUGACCUGCUCACAUCGAAUACGACGACGAACAUUGGCCAUAACCACACAAACACAUCGAACUUCCCUUCAUUGAUGGGGACGCAAAACUCGUCGUAUGGUAGCAGUAACUGCAACAAUUCUCUCUAUCCAGUGUUACCGGCGAGUUUGCUGUAUAGUCAGCUGUAUACAGCAGCGAAUCAGACGCACAACUUCCAUCCAUUGCACUCGAAUACAAUCCACUCUACCCAAAACCAUCACAAUGAGUUACAAACCAUGAUGGAUCAGAUCUCUUCGACGACGAACAGUCAUAGACAGCAUGGUAACCACGGACAGAAUGAUCUUUUGCUUGGUGGUGGGAACUCUUGCGCAGCUGCUGCGGCGAGAGGGGAAGAUGGAAGAGUUAAUAACCUCGGUCAGAGGGGGAAUCCUCAGCCUGACAGCAACACGGUUUGGCGACCUUAUUAAAGAAUUUGGAUAUGUACUUUAUUUCUUCGUACAAUUGAUUUAGCUCGGACAUCAUUAGAUGUGACGUUGUAAUAAGAUCAUGGAGUAAGGAAUUUGUGAGAAAGAUCCAAAAAAGGAUCAAGAGAAUAUUUCAUAAGAAAUAAAAAUGAACGAAGAAUAAAUCUUCAAUACGAUGGAUUUUGAAGAAGCCAAAAGAAAAAUGUCGCCAUUUAUUUAAAGCUUAAGGUGUAUAAGGUAAAUAGUGCAACGAAGUAGAUACCGAAAUUACUGUAAUUAUGUAAAUGUUUAUAAUUAACGUACGGAUAACGUAAUUAUUAGCUAAAUUUGUAUCUACGUUCUAAAAUUCGGUCCCGUCCUGAAAUUAUACGAUGUUUGUCAUUGAAUUUUAAUUGAUUUUUGAAUUUAUUACAUAAAUAUUCAGUAUCUCAUACUAUUGUGCAAUUUGAUCUU
Molecule: messenger RNA, 1728 nt
Organism: Ostrinia furnacalis (Asian corn borer)
Lineage: Eukaryota; Metazoa; Arthropoda; Insecta; Lepidoptera; Crambidae
Gene: RunxA
Product: RUNX family transcription factor Runt related A
Exons: 6
Coding region: 1-1278 (425 amino acids)
Biological process (GO): regulation of DNA-templated transcription
Cellular component (GO): nucleus
Molecular function (GO): DNA-binding transcription factor activity, RNA polymerase II-specific; ATP binding; RNA polymerase II cis-regulatory region sequence-specific DNA binding
Source: RefSeq, a predicted model, not a curated record